Molecule: messenger RNA, 5044 nt
Organism: Bombus pyrosoma
Lineage: Eukaryota; Metazoa; Arthropoda; Insecta; Hymenoptera; Apidae
Gene: Nplp1
Product: neuropeptide-like 1
Exons: 5
Coding region: 1074-2879 (601 amino acids)
Source: RefSeq, a predicted model, not a curated record
UGCUAUAGGAUUUAAAUUUGACACGGUGUUUAAUAGCUGACUUAAACGGUGCAUUAUAAUUAAUGGUUGAUUGUACGCUUUGUACAGAAUUCUUUGGAUGUAUUUUAUUAAAAAUGUUAUUCCAUCGUAGUUUGACUUUUUCAAUCUUUCAGAAAUUGAACGCGAACUUUGCAAUAAAAAGUAAAAAUAAGGAUACUUUAAAACGGUAUUUUUUAAAUGAAAAUUAUCAUCUGCAUUUUCACGUCCUUUACGCGCUUCAUUACGCACAGAUAGCUGCGUUGCAUACAUCGAAAUUGCGGAACACGAAGAUAAAAACGGACCAAAAAAUUUCCAUUGAAGAUUACGUUUUCAUGCCUGUUAAUUAUACAACCAUUUCACCGCGAUUCCCUUCCCUUUACCAUCUAUUCCCCUUUUCCCUUAAAGGAGCAUCAGAAGCUAAUUUCAGACAGUUUCAAACCCCAAGCGAACUCGAAAAUAAAACCGCGAAAAGUUACCGACAGCUUUCGCAUUUCCCCUCGGAACAACCUCGGUAUACCUAUCCUGCACAGUUCCUCAAAUAAAGUCACAGAGGGUCUUUGUCCUCGAUUCAAUUAUCAAGUGUCGCUGACAAUGCGACUCGCUACAAUGUGUCCGCUUCUUCGACGACGGAAUCAAUGAGCUAUUCAUCGGCGGAUAAAAAAAAACACGCGAAAUAAAAAUAAACAGGACUAAAAAUAAAAAGAAAGGCGAAAGAGAAGUCAAAAGUGCCAAUAAAGUUUCCGCAGGAAGUUUUUCCUCGUUUGAGCAACCGAGUCAUCGCGUUUUCCCGUCGACGCGCAAUAAUCCACGGGCAUAUUAACCGAGUCGUAGUUAAAAAAUCACGUCGUGUCUCUUCUCUCUCUCUCUCUCUCUCUCUCUCUCUCCCCCACUUUCUCUUUUUUAUCCGUUCUUCCUUUUCAAAGUGGUCCAUCGGAGGAGGACGAGGUGUACACGGAACAGGAGAUCUACGCAUAUUGCGUGAUCCACCAACAGAAAUUCUCAGCGAUGGUGUGUGUACAGCGUGUACCAUCCGGUGUAGGUGUGCUCUAUGGGGGAUGGAACGCCUGCGCGGGGUGAAAUGUACCCUAUAUAAGGAAGCGGCCGCGUACACAGCCGGUAUUCAGAUUUGGCGAACCGCGUUGGAAGGACACUGUGACAAAGUUUACGAAAUGGGUCUGACCGGAAACCACCUUGUCAGCCUCUUGCUCUACAUCUUCGUCGUCAACGAGAUCCGCCUUCCUUUGGUGACAUGCCAGGAUGAAGAUAACACUCAAUGCAUGCCAAAAGCAGCCUUCCUGGCUCUGUUGCGUCAUCCGGAAGCCAGCUCGAAUUUAGCCGCCUAUUCUAGAGCAGCGAGAAUAACUCAGGAUGCAAAAAGUCGUAACGACAUGGCGCAUCUGAGAGCUUUAACCGAAGAGGCUGACGACACGGAGAUCUGCGUACCUGGUCGCGUUUAUUUGCAACUAUUGAAGGAUCCGAUCAUGCGUGGCGAUCUCAGUAUUAUUCUCAAUGGAAGAACACAGAAGUUACCGGAUCUCCUAGGACGUUUGCUCGACGAUAGCGACGAGAUGGAUGCGAGGGAGUUCCUGCCUGAAUCUCAGAAAAGAAGCCUCGCAACGUUGGCCAAAAACGAUGAUCUACCGAUUAGUAUCCAGGAUCGUAUUGCCGAAAACGAAGAUGACGAAGAAAAGAGGGCUGCAAUUUCCAGGUACAAUCGUAUUAACGAGCAAUCAGGACAAAACGACGCAGGAAUCUCCCGUGAUUAUCUCCUCUCUGGUGGUCGUUCAGAUUUGCAAGCCUUCGUACGAGACUUCCAGAUGGAAAAACGAAAUGUCGGCGCAUUAGCUCGGGAUUUCGCGUUGCCACCUGGUAGACGUAAUAUCGCGUCCCUGGUUCGUGACUACGACCAGAGCAAGAGUAACAACCGGGAAUCUACUUUGCCUUAUAAUGGAAAAAGGAACGUCGCUUCCUUGGCGAGAACGUUCACUCUACCUCAAAACGGGAAAAGGAACGUGGCAUCCGUAGCCAGAGACUACGGACUCCCUUAUGGGAAAAGAUACGUCGGUUCCUUGGCCAGAACAGGCGAUUUUCCCGCUAGAAACCAGAGAAGCGUCGCUUCUUUGGCGAAAAAUUCCGCUUGGCCAGUUUCAUUGAAGAGAGGAAUUUUCUUGCCCGGAAGCGUGAUCCUGAGAGCUCUUUCCCGCCAUGGUAGAUCGAUGGUGGACGAAACGAAUGCGAGAAACGACCUGUUAGAUCUUCAGGAGCUGAGUAACCUGGAACAAAGUGAGAGAAACGAUUACGAGACUGCGGAGGAAAAGUUGAACGAUUCCUUGACGAAAAUCGAUUCGAACAUUAGGAGACCCAAGAGACAGAUCGGCUUCUCCGAUGAGUAUCCUCUGCCUGUUAUGCAAAAUACGAACGGUUUUGAUUACGAAGAGAUGAUGGAGGCGCUCAGUGGACAGUACCCGAACGCAGAGAAGAGGUUCAUGGAAACAGGUUCUGCACCGGAGAUGCAGCCAGAGGUAGACCAGUUCGGCUACCCGGAAACGUUUCAAGCGAGUAAAAGACACAUCGGGGCCCUGGCACGUCUUGGUUGGCUUCCAUCUUUGAGGGUCGCGCGAUUUUCGCGCUCACUUCGGUAUCCGAAUGGCAGGGAGAAUCCCGCAGAUGGGCCCCCGUCCGACUACUCCGCCAACUCGUCGACAAGGUCGCUAAGACCUAACUUCAAAUCAAGGAAAUACUCCGUUCAAGCCUUGCAUGGGGAUUGUCGACACGGCUUCAAAAGGUUUCUCGUCUUACCGACUACGGAUAAUUAUUUCCAUGAAAAACUUCCUUACUCGUUGCGAUCCAAAUCGUCAUAAACACUCUCGUUUUUACUUAUAUAUCACACGAUAAAUAUCGAUGAAUUAGUCAUUCUGUUCAUACUUUUGCUCGUACAUCUCUGGAAUUGAAUAACGAUUAUGAAUACGUAAAUACUUUGAGAAACGAGAUUUAUUUUCGAUGAAUUUUCGAUAUUUAUCUGUAACUGGUACGAGAUUAUUUGCUGGUAACUUUUCUCUUGAUUUCAAGUUAUCUGGCACUGGUAAAUGUCUUUUCGAAUCAUCGCGUUUAGCAAGUAAAAGUAUACGGGGCGCGUUAUUGCUUGUUUUCAACGAACUACUGAAUGAAAAUCAUUUCUAAAGAUUCAGGGAAAUAAGUAGAUUUAAUUCUCAACUGGUAUCGAAUCGUAAAUGAAUUUGCAUUAAGUUAUUUAACUUUUAUUCUAUGUUACUUUUCAUGUAAGAGGUAGAAUAUAAGAUAGUCUAAAAUUAAACAAUCUAGCGGAAUCUGUUGCGAUUACUUACGAUCCAAAUAUAUCGGUUGAGAUUAAACGAUGGAAGCUCAAACUUGUGGAAACUUGCAGAACUAUUAUAUGCGAUGGAUGACUGGUACCGUAUUUAUUAUUACGGUAUGCUACAUUUAAAAGCUUUUUCGUGUUUCAAACGGCUAUCAAAUGUUUAACUAGCUCGAAGUAUUGACUAACUAUUACAGUAUUGUUAAUUUUCACUAGCAACAGAAGAUUUUAUAAAGUGAAUUAUUUACGCUUCCUAUCGACGUAUAGUCAGACACGUACUGUUUUAUAUAUAUAUAUACAUGUAACGACUUUAUAUACUGUAUUUAAUUUAGUGCUUACUAACUUAAUACUCUAAGCGUACGUUUAAGGGAAAAUAGCAGUCAAUACGAGGUAAAAUUCAGAGCGACGUUCAAUUCUUUACGAAACGUUGCUAAUAGAUUAGCAAACACCAAUUAUUGCAGUAAUUUAUAUCACAUUCGAUCAUGUAGCUUUAUUAGUUUAGUAUUUUAUAGUCUACAAAGAAAUUAUGUUUACACAGAACGAAUGGCCCCUUCUUGUAUCGCAGCACAAAUACUUAUCAUUUGCAGGAAUUUUAUUUACUUUCUGAGUAAUGUUAACGGCGUGCAAGUAUAAUUAUCAGAAAUAUUAGAAAAUUGUACGUUGCUCGAAUAAUGUUUACCUAAUCUCAAGUCUCUACUUUUGUAUUAAUUUCUCACGCUGUUUACGUUAGAUUAAACAUAUCACGUGUACCUUUUAAUGUCUCCUGCGACUUCUAUUAACGUUAAGAAACUUUCUCAGAAAUAUUUUUCUCCAAAAUUAACGUAAUUAGACGAUAACCAGCGACAAUAACGUUAUAUUAAGAAUAAUAAUCUUAAUGUCUGAUCUGAUUCGCGAAGCUACCUUACUUAUCGUUAGAUACAUCUGUUUUGCAACGUAAAAUAUGUCUUAAAUGCAAAUGUCUUAAUAAUAUUUAGGAUUCCUUUUAAAUUAUUUACUAAAUUGCUCGCAAUUCUAUCUGAAACUUUUCGCAUACUGUUUUCCUUUUUUAACGAGCAGUUUUAUUACAACAUUAGUUUUUAUUAUUUACGUUCAAUGCAUUUACUUUGAAAAUACAGAUGUAUUCGUAUGGUAGUAGGUAAAACGAACAAUCAGAUAGAAUUACUCGAUGGUCUGAAGCAUUUCCGUAUCCGAAAGGAUUUCAUCGUUCGAUUGAGAGAUGUUCACCGAGCAAGUUGGAGAUUUUUUUAGAAGUUUUCAUUCGAUAUUUCUACAGCCACGGUUCACGAUCGCAAAUAGAAGAAAACAUGCAGGAAGCCGUGACGCGAUCUUCGACGUAUAACAGUAGUCGGUGUAAAUCUUAUAGCGCUGAGAGCUUGCAGGCUCGAUAGUAAUAACGCAAAAUUCAGCUUUCUUUUUGUUCAUGAUACAUGUUUCAGUACUUAUCGAUAGAUCAUUGUGUAAUACGUGUAUGUUAAAUGUAAAAGCGCGGUCUCUGGAAGAAUUGUGGUAAUUACAAGUCGAUCGAUAUCAACGAUUUAUCACUAAUGCGGAUAGCGUGUAUCGUUGUUCGAUCGCCUUCGAUUUUAUGAGAAUGUAUCAAUGUGUUUGUCUAGACAAUAACGAGUAAACGAGAUGACAAUAAAACGAUAAUAAUAAACGAUGAAAUAAAGAUCUUGUUUGUCGUAUCAUCAA